GACAGCUGCACUUCUCACACCAUGUCAUGAUGCAGCAGUUUCUUUCAUUUGGGGAAAGCACAGAGGUUCGUAGCAAUGUGUGACUUGGAGACCCAGCUGCUUAAUUAUGUCUGAAAUAUGGAGCUCUGCAUAAUGUACAGUUACCAGGACUGCAGCCAAGUGCAGGUAGCUCAUACGUGGAUGUUGAACAGAGCUUCUCUGGAGGAGGGUUCGCUACGUUUACCUUAUCACAGUAUCUGCCCAGAACUGAAGGCUGACGUCAACAGGAAACAAUGAAGGAUUCGCAGCGGUGGAAAGAGUCCCAGUCCAGAAGUGACCCUUCGGAAUUCACUGAGAAGGAGAAGGAAAUGAUGGCUGAGACCGAGCUCCGGAAGCUGCAGCAGCAAUUUCGGAUGAUGGUAGAAAGACGGAAGUCUUUUGGUGUCAAGGCUCAACAGCAAAUGUACCAUCAGGAAAAAGAAAUAUAUUCACUGAAGCAGGAACAUGAAGAGAUUGCAUUACUCUUGAGCCUUACAAAGUCACAGAGAAAUAUGAUGUUAGAUGACAGAAAUUGUAUGGAGCUUAAAUUUCUUUUACAGACCAAAGAGGAAUAUGAUUCUCUGAUUAAAGCAACAAAAGCCCUGAUAGCUGAACUUGAUGAUAAGGUAAUGGAGAUGGAAAAAAAGAUCAAAACUCAAAAACUGAUUGUAGCAAAGGUGAAACAAGCGAAUGAUAGCAAAUGGCUGCAAAAGCAGAUUCAGAUGCUGGAGAAUCGCCUAAACCAUACCACUGUCCGUUUCGAUACCAUCCUGACCACGAAUGCCACACUCAGAGAAGAGAUUGAAAACCUGCGAUUUCAGAAAGCUAUUUUUGACAACUUCUAUUCAAAACUCCAUAAAAGACUAGAUCAGCAGAGGAAAACAAUGGACGCUGCAAUUGAUCAGUCCAGCCAAGCAUACGAACAAAGGGUGGAGGCACUGGCACGGGUUUCCGCCAUGAAGGAAAGGCGCUGCAAAGACAUCGCACAGUAUAAUGUGGAAUUCAGGGAACUGGAGCGUGUCUUUGACCACGAGACCAAGCUGAAAGCCUUUAUGCUCAUCAAAUUAGUGGAUCGCUCAGACUUUGAGGAACAGGCCAAAAGGGAAGAAGCCCUCAAGUCAAGCAAGCGGGCCAGAAAGAGCAAAGGCGAAAGCUUUGAGAGCUACGAGGUGGCUUAUAUGCGCCUGCUGAAGCUGAGCGAGGACGGGGACAUUGGCCAGCUGGUGGCAAAUUUCAUCGAGAAGGAGGAGAAGAACUUUGCGUAUUUCAGCUACGUCACCGAGCUGAACAACGAAAUGGAGAGGCUGCAGAAGAAGACACAGGACAUUCAGAAUGAAAUUCUUGACUUAAAAUCCCAACAGAAGUUUGCUGAUGACAAAAGCAACACCAGUCUCAAGGAGAUGGAGGAGAAGCUGAAGAAAACCACCGAAGAGGCCAACCUGUACGAGUACACCUGUAAAGAGAGCAGCAAGGUCCUGGACCAGCUCAAAUCCGCUGUGGACUUUCUGUUUAAACAAAUACAGUGCAAGGACACCAAGAUAACGGAGCAGCUUGGCGAGAGUGGGGAGAUCACGGAUCUGAACCUGAUGCAGUAUUUUGGUAUCAUAGAAAAGAAAACCAACGAUCUCCUGCUCAUUGAAUCCUUCCUGCGCUAUAAGGAGGUCGAGGGAGAGCAGGAUUCGCUCCCUUUAUUGAAUCCAUUUUUGGGUGGCACCGGACUCCUUAAAAGUACAGAUGCAGCGAAAUUACCCCCAUCUUCCCCUACCAUAGAGCAUGUAGUAGAGAACAUAGAGGAUGUUGAUUGGCCUUUGGACCAUGGCAGUUUGCGCAGCCUGAUUAUUGGGAACUUGGAGAAGGACGAGUCCAGUAGGAUCUCACUGGACAAAGAGAAGAAGAGAGGGAUAAUUUUAUAGACUGGGAAAAGCAAAUACACUGAGUAUAAAUAAUAGGUUCUUAAUUCACUUGAAAUCAAAA
Chelonia mydas (Green sea turtle) is the source of this 1992-nucleotide messenger RNA. RefSeq names its product coiled-coil domain containing 63 (gene CCDC63). NCBI's taxonomy places the organism in Eukaryota, Metazoa, Chordata, Testudines, Cheloniidae. Bases 273 to 1931 code for a protein of 552 amino acids. Gene Ontology annotation, cellular component: axoneme. Gene Ontology annotation, biological process: cilium movement; outer dynein arm assembly. The record is from RefSeq and is a predicted model, not a curated record. The transcript has 12 exons.